Centruroides sculpturatus (bark scorpion) is the source of this 531-nucleotide messenger RNA. RefSeq names its product c-Myc-binding protein-like. Gene Ontology annotation, cellular component: nucleus. Gene Ontology annotation, biological process: regulation of DNA-templated transcription. Gene Ontology annotation, molecular function: transcription coactivator activity. The annotation marks the transcript as partial. Lineage: Eukaryota; Metazoa; Arthropoda; Arachnida; Scorpiones; Buthidae. The transcript is spliced from 4 exons. The record is from RefSeq and is a predicted model, not a curated record.
GUACCUCGUAGGUUUUCUAGGAGAGAUGAAUUUAGAGAAUAUUUACAAAGUGUUGGCAUCUAUGAUUCUUUAACUAAAGCAUUGUCUAAUUUAUAUGAAGAACAGGGUAAACCAGAAGAUCCUUUAAUAUAUAUUAAACAGCAGUUGGGAAUUAAUGAUUCUAAUAAUAUGGAAUCACUAAAACAGCAGCUUAUUCAAGCAAAACAGAAAUUGGAAGAAUUAAAAAAAGAAAACAGUGAUCUUCUUGUAAAAAUGGCGAGCUGAAUUAAAAGGAAAAUGGGCGCUUCUUGGUAAUUUCUUAUUCUUCGUAAACAGUUGAAUAUGGAGAUAUUGAAUUCUGAGUAUUAAAUAAUUUUAUGAUAUAUUUUAUAUGAAAAUUUUUAAAAUUAACUGUAUUUGCUUAAAAAAUCGAUUAUUUUUUUUAGUUGUAAUAUUGAGUGAGUAUAAAGUUUAGCUUGUAUGUUUUCUUAAAUUUAUAAGAAUAAUUUAAAAAUGGUUUAUUUUACUUAAUCAAUUACUAAGUUUAUUUAU